Amoebophrya sp. A25 is the source of this 3433-nucleotide messenger RNA. Lineage: Eukaryota; Dinophyceae; Syndiniales; Amoebophryaceae. The record is from the annotation of a GenBank genome assembly.
CCUCCUUAUCCUUGGCGGUAUCUAAGUCGUCUGCGAGUGGGUCAUCCACGUCCACUGGCGCAAUGGAUAUAGAAGACAGUGGUCUGGCUGAUGAACGGAUGGGAGCGGCGACUGGUAAAGGCGUUUUAAUCCAUGACGUGGACUCGAGGACAAUGGAAAUGGAACAAGAAAUCUCUGAUGAUAUCAGUGGCUCCUCGUUGUCUUUGUCAACUUCCAGUAAAACUUCUCUUCCAAGAGCUGUAUCGACAACCGAUACUGGAGUAGCGUUGAAUCCACAGGACUGCUCGCUUGGUCCCCAGCCUAAGAUGUGCACGGAUAUUGUUGCUUUUCAUAGUCGCAUCAAAGACGUCCUUGACAGGCAUGGUGGCCUUCCUGGAGAAAAAAUGCUAUUGGCUGGAAUCGAUCGAUCCGAUGGAAAACGUGUGACAAGUCUAACAAUGUCUAGACUUCUAGCAGAAAAAGAGGAAUCAGAGUGGCAGGAGCAGAUAAAGCGAAAGGAAGAGAAGAAGGAACGAAAAGAGCGCGCGGCAGAGAGACACAAGGAAAGAGAAAUCGCAUACCGCAAAAGAUCACAACAACAAGCAAGCUGUUCUUCCACGCGUGGCUCUUCUCCUGCGAAUAAGAGUUUUGCGGAAGCUAAAAACGGCCGCGACAAUCAAGAUACAUCAGACGGAACCGAGAAAUCUUCUGAAGAUGCCGCCAGUACUGAUAGUUACGACUAUCUCUUGCUAGAGGAGACGAGUUACCAGGACAAGCAAGGGCGGCCGCCAGACCUUCAUAGUCGUCGUGUAGAUGAUGCAGCAGCACCUUCAGGUGAGGGUGACGCAGUAGAUAUACAGGACGAGAACCAGCGAGAUCGCGUGCUUCGCAAGCUGACAGAUACCAGUAUUGAGUCCUUUCCUCGGUUCCAGAAUGCUUUCGUCGACAAACUGUGGAUGAGCGUCCGAUCAGGGGAUGGUGGCAAUCCGGAAGCUGGAAAGUAUCGAAAAUGGAACAAUCACAAGGGUCCGGCGUAUGGUGGUCACGGCGCAGACGUCUGGAUUAAAGCAACGAGGGCAAAGGAAAACCUAGUAUGCCUACCACGCACCUUUCGAGCCCAGCACGGCGGCGACGGCAAAGGCACCGAACGGGGACGCAAUCAGAAGCCACAGACUCUUCACGUCCCAAUCGGAACCAUAAUACGAGAAAGAAGAGUCUACAGGUACCAGGUCCUAGUACUGUAGGUGUUGAUAUGGAGUAACACUAUGCCAAAAGCGAACAUAGGAAAGUGGUUCUUUAGCCAAAAAAAGCGCUUUUUUGUACCUUAUUAGCUUUUCCAUUUUGAGACGAAUAUUGCCCAACUGAUCCCUGGGCUUCAUGUCCGUUCUUUGGCUGAAAAACCACUUUUCUGUGUUCGCUUUUGGCGUAGUGUUAUUCCAUAGUAGGCGAUGCAUGUCCUCCGUAUAAAACAUGUCUCGAGGAACAAGAGCCUUUUUUUUCGUAUCAUAGCAUAGGUCAGAGUAUUAAUAUUUAAUGAACUCGGUUCGAAAUCGUUAGAAGUACAGUGAGUGUCCGUGUCCAUUAUAAUAUAAUCUUUUCAGAGUACCGGAGACGGGUGAAGUGUAUCGAACACCGGAAGGUCGACGUGUGUAUUUGCCCGAGUUUGCGUACCAGUUUUUGCGACACGGUGACCAGAUCCGCAUUUGCAAAGGCGGGCUUGGUGGUGUGGGCCCGCGCGCUUUGCGAUUGCAGGAUGGACGCAAGGGCGCGCCUGGUGAGAAAAAACUUCUCGAGCUGGAGUAUCGCAUUCCAAAUGACGUAGCGCUUUUAGGCCUGCCGAAUAGCGGUAAAACCGCCUUGCUCGCUGCUUUGACGCGCGCACAUACGCGCAUAGGUCCAGAAGAGUUCAGCACCACGCGUCCGAACACUGGCCUGCUCAAAUUUCGGGAUGGAGUGGAUUACCGCGUCACAGACCUGCCGGGUCUACUUCCGGGAGCAGCCCACGACAAAUUUCAGGGACGCCGCGUUCUGCGUCACACGUAUCGAUCAAGGCUUUUGGUCUUUGUGGUUGACAUGGGGAGCAAAGCUAAGGAACACACUUCUGCACCUUGGGAGACACCUAUUUUGGAAGGAAAUGGUGCGACUGCGGAAGAUGAGUCGAACUUGCUUACACCUGCCGCAGGUGGACAACGGAAAGCGCAAACGGCAAUCGAAGCAGCCACCGCGGGUGCGCCUUCUAGCGCAGCAGAAAAAGAAGAGCAAGACCAAGAUCUUCCGUUUUUGGCAAGCGGCAAAGGAGAAGCCGGCGUCGAGUACGUGCGCAAGUUACUGCACGAGAAGAAUGUCAAGUCAUUUCUCAGUGGGAAAAUGCCAGUGCCUGGCACUGAUCAACAGGAAGAUAAGGUCCCCAGAAGUGGCGACGCUGACGCAAUGGAUGCUGACAUGAGUGGAGCUGCAAUUGUUCAUGCUGAGACUACGGACGACGGCGAAAGUGCGCCAGAACGAAGUCCUCGAGAAAGCGGCCAGCAAGAUUCACUAGCUCCACUAGAAGAAGGUUCUUCGGAGACAGCAGAGGGGAAAGCCUUUCGAGGUACGAGUAGAACGGCUGCACUAGAGAACGCGAGAAGUUUAGAUCCGUUCGAGCAAUUUGUGCGCUUGCGGAAAGAGGCCAUAGAGUUUGAUCCUCUAAAUGCGGACAAACCAUUCCUGAUUGUUGGUACGAAGUGUGAUCGUUUGCACGAUGACGCGCUGUACAAUCUGGAUUCUGCGUUUUUUCGUUGGCAAGGCCGAUUCGGUGACAGGGCUCGCAGUGACGUCUUGGGCGUGUCCGCGCGGUUUGGGUUGGGGAUCGCGCCAUUGGCUCGUGUCAUGCGUUCCCUUCUGACCAACGACUCCCUAGAACUAAGAUACCGUGACAAAGUGAUGGGCCCGAUGUUCCCGAAACACUUGCUGGUUCAAGCGCACGAGGGCGCAGAUCCACGGAAAAAGACGCCAACGCCUCUGCUACUCACCAGCGGGGAGGAAAUUAUGCCGUCUCCGAAAACGGACGCUAGCCCAGAGAAGACGCUGCCUUCGAGCUUUGUGAAACUCAAGAGCCGUCUCAUGACGACAUACUAGAAGAAAUUGCAAUAUUGAUGUUGCACACCACAAAUAUUGAUGUUGCACAAACUAAAUCUAGCGAGGAUUUUAAUGACAUUAGUACACAUCGACACCGCAAGAAAAAUGAUAACGAUUCCGCAAUAAACAGAUAUUAUUUAAGUUGUGAUUGAUUUUCUUGAAGAUUUGUUUUUUUGGCUGACGCUGCUCUCUUUGCUCUUACCAAUGCAUGCUCUUUGGUUAAGCACGUCUUUGUGCUUGUUUCGUGAACAAUCUAUCAACGUUGAUCUUCAGGAGAAGCUUUGCUCGCGCGCGACUGCGACGUCUUUCACCAUCUGGGUAGGUCUAGGGAUAUGAC